Molecule: messenger RNA, 2437 nt
Organism: Cucumis melo (muskmelon)
Lineage: Eukaryota; Viridiplantae; Streptophyta; Magnoliopsida; Cucurbitales; Cucurbitaceae
Product: protein trichome birefringence-like 42
Exons: 4
Coding region: 1065-2324 (419 amino acids)
Cellular component (GO): Golgi apparatus
Molecular function (GO): O-acetyltransferase activity
Source: RefSeq, a predicted model, not a curated record
AAAUGUGUUCCUAUUCUCUGUUCUUUCAAGUAUAUAAUGCAACAAAUUAUGGCAAAAAACGUGUCUGGGGUAGGUAACAAAAAAGUAAGGCACCAAAAACGCCAUGUUUUCAGAUCAUCAUUUUCAUCCAUUAUUAGUAGGUGGCUAGCAUUGUUAGAAUUAGAUUGGUGAUUGAAUCUCCAUGCUCUCACCCGAAACUUACAUCUGCACAUGAUCCCUAAAAUUAGCUAAACAACAUUAAUAAACUUACUAUAAUUGUUUAUACAUCAAAGAUAUUUAGAUACUCUCUUUAAAAUCAUAGAUUUGCUUACGAAUUCUUGAACGAUACCCAAAACUCAACCUAGUUAAAAUAUCCGGUGCACUUGUUGAUCUUUCAUGUUCACUUUUGUUUUUGAGCAUUUCUUGAGUCUCUGAAUUUGAGCAAUAGUCUCUUUCCAUUUCAUCAAUGAAACGUUAGUCUCCAUUUUUAAAAAAAUACCCGAAACUCUCAAGCCAAAAUGAUAAAGGUUGAAAAGAUGAAUAACCCCUUUCACCUGUUUCUUAUAAGAAAGUCAAGGCUAAUGUAUAGCAGGGUUAGUUGAAAACUUGACAUACAAGGCUGAAGAAGCAAGUAGUAAACCAUGCCUUUAAAGACAACUGUUUAAGUUUGUUGUAUCUAACUAUGCACCAACCACAUCGGAGAGUGGAGUUGAGGAGAUAAGCUUUACCUAAAUCUUGUGCUAUUUGCUGGUGUUCGAGCAAUUAUUGUUCAAGUGGUUUUAGUCAACCACUCUGUUACUACUUUCUCUAAAACUCUCACAGAUAAUGUGCUUUUCUUGUUUGAUAUUGACAUAAUCUCAGUCACCUAAGUAUUUAAAAAGCCAUUAUCAAUACCUUUGGCUUCAAAUAUUACAUGUUUUUAGGCAUCUAAAAGUGAUCGCCCAUCAAUAUUUCGUAAGUGGGAUGCAAAUUCUCAGAGUAUUCAAGCAUUUUUGACCAAAACUUUUCCACUUCUUACAAACUUGUUGUGCCUACUAUAAUUGCCCCAACUUCUUAUUGCUUGUGGGAAGUAGAGGUAACAAGCGAUGGACAAUAGCUUUUCCAUUAAUCAGAGAUGGAAACUUUGCACAUUUACAUGCCUCACAAGUAUCAUUAUCCUGGUGUUCUUGCUUGGUCAAGACCAUGAGGCCCUGAACUUUUUAACUCUUCAAAGCUCGACCUCAUCCGUGUCAUCUUCCUUCAGUCUUGUGGACUAUUAUGUUGCAGCUAGCAUUCAGUUGCAGCCCAAUGAUAGUUCACUUCGUCUCAGUGAGUAUGAUAAGAAUGAGAAGAAAAGCUGCAACAUUUUUGAUGGAAAAUGGGUUUAUGAUCGCAAGGCAAGUCCUCUCUAUGAUCAAACUAAGUGUCCAUUUCUUAGUGACCAAGUUAGCUGUCGAAGGAACGGCCGGCGAGAUUUUGGCUAUGAGAAGUUGAACUGGGAAGUCACUGGGUGCAAGGUGCCCAGGUUUGAUAGCAAAAAUAUGUUAGAGAAGCUCAGAGGAAAGAGAGUGAUCAUAGUUGGGGACUCACUUAACAGAAACCAAUGGGAAUCUCUUGCUUGUCUUCUCUAUUCUGCUUUACCUCCUUCUCAGGUUUAUGUUGAUGUAAAAAGUGGCAGCUACAAGAUCUUCAGAGCAAAGGAAUACAAUUGUUCUGUGGAAUUUUUCUGGAGUCCGUUUCUCGUCGAACUAAAAGUCGACAAGGCAAGUGGUGCUAGAAUAUUGGAGCUUGACAAACUCUCAGCUAUGUCAAAGAAAUGGUAUGGUGCAAAUAUCAUGGUGUUCAAUACUGGUCAUUGGUGGGUGCAUCAGGGAAAGCUGCAAGCAUGGGACUACUUUCGUUAUGAUGGGAAGAUGAUAAAAACAAUGGAGAUGGAGUUAGCACUUGAGGCAGCCAUGAAAACCUGGUCAAAUUGGAUUGAUCAGAAUGUGGACACAAAUAAAACAGCAGUUUUCUUUCGAAGUAUAUCACCAGAACACAAGGGGAAGCAAUGGUGCUACAACGAAACCGAACCCUUCUCCGACGAGUCCUACCAAAAGAUAUUCCCUGAGUCAUUAACUGAAGUAUUUGAGAGAACAAUGAAGAGGAUGAAAACCCCAGUGAAGUAUUUGAACAUAACAAAACUAUCCCAGUAUAGAAGAGAUGCACAUCCAUCAAUUUAUGCAAAAAAGCAAGGAAAACUUUGGGUAGCAAUGAAUCAGAGAAAAGAAGAGAUCAUUGCUGAUUGCAGCCAUUGGUGUUUGCCUGGUUUGCCUGAUACUUGGAACAGGCUCUUGUAUGCUACUAUUGUUUCAGACUCCUACUAAUAAUUCUCGACCAGUUUCGCAUACUUAGGUAUCGGGAACAUAAUAGAUAUUCAUACAGCUCCCAAACACUUUUAAGAUAUAUAAUUGAUAAGCGAUUUGACAUAUCUAUUUCA